Meloidogyne enterolobii is the source of this 1812-nucleotide messenger RNA. NCBI's taxonomy places the organism in Eukaryota, Metazoa, Nematoda, Chromadorea, Rhabditida, Meloidogynidae. The record is from the annotation of a GenBank genome assembly.
AUGUGUCUUUAUGUUGAAGCUGUUUUAACUUGGAAAGGAAUUCCUUUUCAUAGAAUAAGUAACCAAUUCUUUCUUGGUUCAAAAACUGAUGGAGCAAUUCCUUUUGCUAUUUAUAACGGGAAAUAUUUGGAUGGAGCAGAAAAAAUAAUUGAAGAAGUUAAAAAAAGGGGAAAUAAAAAAUUGAGUGAUGAACAUGAUGAUAAUAUUAGAAAAUUUGCAACUAAAACUUUGCUAAAGACUCUAAUUGCUGAUAGAACAUUUCGGAGAGAUCUUCCCUCUGCAACAAUUCCAAAAAAUAAUUCCGAAACACAACUAGCCUCAUCUUCAGCACCAGCAACGCCAAAGGGUGGAAUCUCUAUAAGAAAGAAAUUUAGUCCAAUUGAUAUUAAAAUCCCUCAUGCUAAAAACGAAGAAAUAAUGAUGGCAAAAUCUGAGGGGCAUUCUCCUGGAAGUUCUUUUCUUUCUAGAACUAUUGCUCAUUUAAAAUUACAUAAUAAUAAUCUUGCAAAGAAAGGUCCAGGUGGUCUUGAUUGGAUGUUAAAAGAUGAGGGAGUUCGUGAACAAUUAAUUCCAAAUAUUCCAGAAGCUUUCUUAGGUGGACUUGCGGACAAAUGUAUAAAGGAAAAUAACCCUCCUUUUUUAGACCCAGAAAUUCAAAUUAAUAUUUCUAAAGAAGAAAGUAUGAGUGAUGAAUUUUUUGAUUCUCCAGUAAAAGAUAAAAAUGAAAAGAAAUCAAAAAAAGAGGAGGAAGAUGAUGAAAGUGAUGAAACAAAAAUAUCUAAGAUUAAAUAUUCCAUUAAAAUGACGUUAAGUCCAGAAUUAUGGAAAGAUUAUUUUAAUAUUUUAAAUAAAAUAAAAAUAAAUGGAAGGGAAAAUAGAGAAGAAAUUAAUUUAUUGAAAAUAAAUUUUCUUCAAGAAUAUUUUGGAUAUAAUGCUAGAAUUUAUGAUGAUUGGGAACGUGUAAAUUAUGCUCUAAAAAAUACAAUUAAUGAUAUUUUAAAGAAAUUAAUUGUUGAUAGUCAAAUGCCUUUUUGUUGGGAAAAAAGGAUUAUUGGGAAAAAUAUUAAUGAAGUUGAAGUAUUUAAUGAAUUUAAAGAUAAAGUAAAAUCGUUGGGGAUAAUAAAAAAGUUGACUGAGGCAGAGGCUAAAACCGAGGCGGAGGGUAAAAAUAAUUUUUUGCAUGGAAAUAAUCCAACUUUGGCUGAUUUUGCCCUUUUUGCUUUUCUGAAUCAAUUUUUUGAAUUUCCUUUAAAUAUUCCAGAAUUUAAAGAAUUAUUUACCCCAGAAAAGCUCAGUAAUGAGGAAAAAGAAUUAAUUGCUAAAAGAAAAGGGGAAACAGAAAAUUCAAUUAAAAUAAAUGGAAAUUUAUUUAAAAAUUAUAUAAAAAGAGUAAAAAAUAUUUUGGGAAAAUUUGGGGAUGAUGAAGUUUGGAGAAUGAUGAAACAGAGACCCUGGCCUUUAAAUUUUAAAUUAAUUGAGGAGGAAGAAAAUGAAAUUUUUGGAGAUAAAUAUGAAGGUCCAUUCAACAUUGAAGUAGGCGAAUUAACGAAUAUUCACACAUUGCUUGAUAUAAAUAAUGCAGAAAAUUUUCUUUCUGAUGAAAGUACUCAGCUUAAAAAGGAAUUAAAGAAAAAAGGAUGGUGGUCAGAUUCUGAAUUUUCAUUAAAUAAUAAUAAAAUUGAAGAAGAAACAGAAGCUGGACCGAGUGAAAAAUUAAAGGGAAAAGAAAUUUCAACAGAAGAAACAAAUGAUAGUAAGAACUUAUUAUCAAAUGCCCUCUUAAGGAUGGAAAAAUUUUAUUUUAUAAUUUAA